UUUAUACUACGGUAUUUUCUUUCCCCCAAAAAAAAAACUCUUGUUACAUUACUCAUUUAACCAUUUUGCCUUUCGUUUUAUUCAGCAAUCAUUCCUAUCCGACAUUUCAUAAAACUCGGCAGCUUGUCUUCUUAACUUUCUACGAGGAACCGCCUCUUUUUAAUCUGUCUCAGUGUAUGUAACCACUUUUUAUAAUACUCCGGAGCAAAUUAGCAUUUGAAUUCUGAAUAGCAUACUUUCCAUUCUUGCCUACGCACAAGGUUUAUUGGAUCCUAUAUGGCAUCAGAGAGUGCAGCUGUUGUUGAAGAGGAAGUGAAGUGUGUGAUUGAGAAAGAAAUUGCGGGUGUUGACAAAGAGACUUGCUUGAUUGAAAAUUCUAAUGAAGAAAAUGGAGCUCAUAGGAAUGAUAUUGGUAUGGUUAUUGAAAGACCCAAGUUAUGUGCACUUAAAUCUGAAUCGUCUGGGAAAGAUUUGAAAUGUAGUAAAGCACCAUAUCAGCCUAAUAUACAGAACAAGGAUAAGGCAAGUGUAAGAGGCUCAGCUGCAUUGACACGUGCGAAACAGGCAAGCGUAACUAAGAGCCUCUCAUUCCCUUCAAAGUCUACUAGUUCAGAUUUGAUGAGGAAAAGCAUUGAUGUGUACCCAAAGAAAUUGAAUGCCAAGGCAUCACUUCCAAACGGCACCUCAAAACCUGUUUCCCGUUCAAAUCCAACUGGAAACCGUGCCUCUGGUGUUUUAAAAAGUGCCAAUAUCAAUGUCGGAGGUGGAACUCACAAAAGAACAACUUUUCCAGCUCAUCACCAAUCAAAGACUGGUAACACUCUUUCUGCAAAUGGAGCGGGGAAUAAAAACACAGUUAAAGGAGUAAGGGAUGAAAACAAGCAACAUAUUAAAACUGUUUUGCCUCUUAAGGAGAAUGAGGAUGUGCAGUCAACUACCUCAUCGACCAGUGUUGCUGGAUUUUCCUUCAGGUUGGAGCAACGUGCUGAAAAGCGAAAGGAGUUCUACUCUAAACUUGAAGAGAAGGUACAAGCAAGGGAAAUGGAGAGGAGUAAUUUGCAGGCGAAAUCCAAGGCAAACCAAGAAGCAGAGAUAAAACAAUUCAGGAAGAGCUUAACAUUUAAAGCUACACCUAUGCCAACCUUUUACAAGGAACCUGCUAUUAAAGCAGAACUAAAGAAGAUACCAACAACACGCCCAAAAUCUCCAAAGUUUGGCGGCCGAAAAGGUUUUGCAUCAACUAAUAGCUCUGAAAGUGGCGGAUCAUGUCUUAGCCCUAAAGUAGUUUCUAAAGAACCUGUCAAACCGUCAAAGGCCGCUAAGAGCACUUUCACUUCCAAGAAACCCACAAGAAAUCUGGUAACCCAUUCUCUGCCUGGACUUCCUGUCACUAAGAAUAGUAAAGAGAGGUCUGCCGAAUAUAUAUCUAAACCGAACGAAAUCAAGAUCCCAGAUCAGAAAAGCUGUCUUCAAGAAACAGAAAUAAACGAAAAUGUGACAUGCUCACCUCUUUCUGAUCCUCGUGUGGUGGUGCCAGCUGAAGCUGCUGUUGAAGGUUAAAGAGAAGAACCAUUGGUGUUUCCUAUAUCAUCUACACAUGAUACGAGUGUUUACAGGCUUUUGAAAUAUGUGGUCCCCUUGCAGUUGUGAAUAGAUGAAGCAUUACAUGUUUACAUAAUUACAUCUGUAGAGACAAAAAAGAUCAUUUCCUUUGUAUAAAAAAAAUACGUAGUAGAGCAAAAAGUUUAUAUUCAUGCAUAGACUAAUCUUUUUUCUUCACCAAAAACAUAUGACUUGCAUGAGCUGUGUGGUUUAUAUGAUGGGUUCAGUGAGGUUCAUUAUACAAAUUGAUCUGUUUUCACAUGUUCUUGUCAA
Molecule: messenger RNA, 1875 nt
Organism: Cuscuta europaea
Lineage: Eukaryota; Viridiplantae; Streptophyta; Magnoliopsida; Solanales; Convolvulaceae
Source: the annotation of a GenBank genome assembly